Pogona vitticeps (central bearded dragon) is the source of this 1066-nucleotide messenger RNA. RefSeq names its product LSM4 homolog, U6 small nuclear RNA and mRNA degradation associated (gene LSM4). Gene Ontology annotation, biological process: mRNA splicing, via spliceosome; nuclear-transcribed mRNA catabolic process. The record is from RefSeq and is a predicted model, not a curated record. Gene Ontology annotation, molecular function: RNA binding. NCBI's taxonomy places the organism in Eukaryota, Metazoa, Chordata, Lepidosauria, Squamata, Agamidae.
GAAAGCCUUCACCGGGCGGAAGUCGGGCAGGCGGAAGCGGAAGUCGUGAGAAGGACGGCGCGUUGUGGUGGCGCUUUGAGCCAGAAGGAUGCUUCCACUCUCCUUGCUGAAGACGGCUCAGAACCACCCUAUGCUGGUGGAGCUGAAAAAUGGGGAAACUUACAACGGCCACUUAGUCAGCUGCGACAACUGGAUGAACAUCAACCUUCGGGAAGUCAUCUGUACCUCCAGGGAUGGAGACAAGUUCUGGAGGAUGCCGGAGUGUUACAUCCGCGGCAGCACCAUCAAAUACUUGCGAAUCCCGGACGAGAUCAUCGACAUGGUGAAGGAGGAAGUGGUGACUAAGGGCCGAGGCCGCGGUGGGAUGCAGCAGCAGAAGCAGCAGAAGGGCCGGGGCGUUGGUGGCACUGGGCGGGGCGUGUUCGGGGGCCGGGGCCGGGGCAUCGCAGGGGGCAACCGAGGGCAGCCGGAGAAGAAGCCCGGGAGGCAAGCCGCCAAGCAGUGAGAGCCCCAAGACGCCCAGGAGAAACCCUCAGACUCAAAAACCACAUCCCUGGGAGAAGCUGGGUCUCCAGUACCAUGAAAGAAACUUUAAAUUGUGCCCUCUUUUUGGUUGUUGUAGUAUUUUUUUUUAUUGGUUAUGUUUCGUUUCAUUUUGAAUGCAAAGCCGGAGUUUAGACACGAGAGUUGGGGUAUCCGCUCAUUCUUUAGUGUAGACAGUUUCACUCUGGCUGGGACAAACCCUGAAGGACCUUCUGGGUGUCCUUUGGGGGGGGCUGCGCUUCGCCCUGCUCGCUGGGUGCGGAGGAUGCCUCGACAAAACGUCAGGACAGAUGAGCAGCACCUCUCCUCGGUUCGGUCACGAGGGCUGGACUCUUUCAGAUGGACUGACUUUUUCUUUUAAAACCGAAUCCUCUCACGAGAAAGGGAGGGCUUGCGUGGUGGAUUUGUGGAAGAAGCCAAUGCCAGACUCCCCAGUCUUGGCAGCUGGGAUCUGUGCCAGAUGUUUUGCCCCCACCCUCACUGUUCCAAAAAAAAAGAGGAAUUAAAUAACAACAACAGUCGU